AUGCAGCAGGCCAGCCUCGGGCAAAAUAGUGUUGAAUCUUAUGACAAAGAUUCCGAGAAAAUCUCUGGCGAAAUUGUCGUUAAGAGGGAGGCCCAAGAGGACGUGAGGAUAAAGCAAGAAAUUACGGACGACGAGUCGGGGAGAUUGAACGACAAUUAUGAAAAAAAUUACGAGGACAAGAAUAAGGAGAAUUACGAGCGUUAUGAGGGGUACAAGGGUCUACCUGAGGCUGUGAAUUUGCCGAGAAUUUCGGGGCAAUAUCCGGCGAUGCAUCCGGCCUAUCGAGCCGUCGGCCCCGGCCAGCCGAAUCCCUUCGGUUUCUCCCAUUUUUAUCCGGCAUCGAUUUUGGAUAGUGAAAAAAGAACGAAUGAGGUCGCUGGGAGGAGUGACAGUUAUCAUCGCCAACAGUCUGGCCAAUCUGGUGACAACGGUGACGGCUUUAUGAGGGAUUAUUCACACUGUGAUUAUCAGAAAUUGGGGUAUGCCACUGUCGCCGGCUAUCGCAAUUCCAUGGAGUUGGCUUACUUCAAUCAACAACAGGCGAGUCAUAACUUCAGGAUGAAUUUUUAUCCGGGCAGGCAGAGGAAGUGGAGUAACUUCACCCUGAGGUCACUCCAAUCAGCCGUACCGCCGUGGUUCGCCCGACCGGAGGCUCCGGUCGCCACUGGCUCGUCAUCGGCCGCGAGAGUUCGUCCGGAUCUCUCCAAGGCGGCGGAACCCCCGGACAACGUUAAAGUUCAUGGACAUACGCCCACCAUCUGCACGUCAAUCAGAUGCACUGUAAAUGGCUGCACCUGUGACUCCUUCACCCCUGGCAAACGUCAUCUCCGCUACUGCGACAAGUGUCAUCACGGCUGGGUCCUUCACGCCCUAGCACGACUGUCAACCCAUCCGGCUGUUUUCCAGCCAAGUGGUGGGGAUGUCGCCACCGUCCCACGAUACACUGGUAGGGAGGACAAAAGCGCCGUAGGGAGGGUAAAGCUAAACGCUGGGUCGCGUAGUGGGGAUGAUGUUGAGGUCGCAAAGAAGGAGGAGAGUCGACCGGCUUCAGAGACUGUCGAGCCGACGGCCGUGUUUGACGUCGCAUCACUCGUCCUUUACGGCUCACGCGCACUACCAAUACGACUUAAGAUAUUGCUUGAUCAGUUGUUUAAUCAGUUGUCCAACGCGAAAGUGACACGACUACUAGCCGCAUUCGGCUGGACCCACGAGGAUUACACAAGAGGAUACAUACUGCAGGACUCGGAGAACGGUCCACUGCUCGAUAGAUGGAGCAUCUGCUCAGGUGAAGAGGAGCCGCUGGUGUUGCAGCAGUUCCUGAGAUUUCCGGAGACGCGUCCGUUUGUGCAGCAACUACUGCUUGCUGCCAGUACGACAGCGUCGACGGAUGUAAUGUCACCUAGUAGACGACCAUCACCGCCUACUAUGCCACUGGCCCAUCUACCGCCAUCGUUACACCUAUUGCACAGUCGUUUGCCACAUCCUGGUUCACGUUUACCACCGCCAUUGCCACCACCACCACCGCCACCACCAGUAACACACUCAUCGAUGUCGCCGUCCGCCCAGCAGAAGCACUUUUCGCCGUCAACGUCAUCAGCCAAUCACAGUGGUGGAUCACCACCGCGAAGCCUGGACUCAUCGCACUCUCAUCUUGGCUCGCCACUCAACAGAUUGCAGAGUAUGCAGCCCUUUGAUUUUCGAGAAUUGGGCAGUCUUGGUCUCGGUAGUUUUCCCCAUCUAGCCCCACCACCACUGGACCAACUAAUGCAAUCGAGAAAAUCACUGAGACACGGACAAAGUCCACACAGUCCACCACAUCACUCAUCGGCAUCACAACUGAGGCCACCAAUGCCAGUGGCACCGAUAUCCACGACGGCUCUGGCAUUUGGCCAUCCUCUGGCUGUGGCGGGCUCGUCGGGAGCCCUACCUCCAAAUUUUCCCGUCAAUUUCUCUCACCCUUCAAUGGGAAAGUUAACAGCAAGCGCUGCAGGCGCUUCCCAACACGACGCUCAAAGCAUUGGAGAGAAGAGUAGCGAAUUUGGAUCUGAGACUGAAGACGACGACGAGAACUCCGGUAGUGCACUGAAUCUCAGCAGGAGGGAUUCCAAUCUCAAGGUGGAUAAACAAAGAUUACGAUCGCUGCCGGUUCAGUCAGCAGCAUCGUCCCUCGGUAGACCACCAACACUACCAGGGAGGAAGUCUCAAUCACCUGGGAAACGUAACCAGUGGGGGACCACAUCAAAUCUACCACCCAAUCUGGGGACACCGUUCAUCAAUCCGGCGACUGGCAAGAAACGGGUUCAGUGCAAUGUAUGUUUAAAGACAUUUUGCGACAAGGGUGCACUAAAGAUUCACUUCAGUGCUGUUCACCUACGAGAGAUGCACCAGUGUACGGUAAAGGGUUGUAACACAAAAUUCAGCUCGAGAAGAUCAAGGAAUCGUCACAGUGCCAAUCCAAAUCCAAAAUUACACUCACCACAUCUGCGCAGGAAGAUAUCACCCCACGAUGGACGAUCAUCGAUGGCCCACGCACUCGUUCUACCUCAGCAGAUUGGUCUGCCUGUGCCGGCCAGCGGAUUGAAUCAUCUACCAUUCGGUUCAUUUCCACUCUUGACACCACCACCUGAUCUGCGAUCGCCAGCUUCCCUCUGUGGACUUGACUUUAAACACCUGGAUCUCUCGUCGACGCAGAGUCAAGCCAUGUCGUAUGAAGAAGCUAUUCAUCAGAGGAUGAUCACAACGACUGCCGCCACCACGAUUGCUCCCUCAUCUGGACCCUUCACCUUCACCACAUCGACGACCCCUAGCACUCUCAUGAGGGGCUCCUCGAGUACAACGAGCACCGCUGGUGGUAACUCUCCGUCCUCCCAGACCCCCUCGAUCAUCCUCGAGGGUGAGGAGGAUGACGACGACGAAGAGGGUAUCGUAAUCGUUGGCGAUGAGAUCGAGGCCCUUCAGGCAGCAGCUGCCAGGAACGAAGAAGAGUCCCAAUCGGCUCCCUUCAAUCUUGCCAAAAGACCAAAGCUCUCCACCACCGGUGAUGGACAGCAGGACGAGGAUCUCGUCAGCAAUACCGACAGCGUGGAUGACACCGACUCCAUGGGCACGAUAGAUCACCACGCUCCCACAUUCAAUAACGUUCACACCCAACUGAAUACGACAACCUUCAACAAUCGCGGUGUCAGAAAGAGGAAGUCUCAACACCCGACUAGGUGUGCUGUGCCAACAAAUGUCCACUCACCGAUGACGGACGCCGACUCAUCGAACGACGCUGUCUUCCAGGAUCAGCCCGAAGACAUGUCGAUGUCAAGACUCGAGCAGCAGAGGAAGAGUUCACCGUCUCCGAGGCACAUAAACUUCAACAAUCGAUCUCACUCACCCUCUCCGGACAUCAAGGACCGGAGAAUUAGUGAUCUUGAGAACGGUGGGGAGGAUCCACAGGAUGAGCCACGUGAUCUCAGCUCUGGGGGUAGUAGUGUACGAUCGGCAGCGAAGAGGUCGUACUCGCCCGAGCAAAUAAAACGUGAGCCAUCCUCACCGAAUGCAGCGAUCGAUGAACGAGUCAAUAGUAGGAGUCCUGCGGGUGACACCCGUAGUUCCAGUAUCGAUGGGCCAAUGAUAACCGCCCUCAAGACCGAGAAAUCCCGACAAAACGACGAGGUACCAAAGUCCCUCGUGAAAGAGGAACUCCCCGAGGAUGAUCCUGCCAUCGGCGAAUCGUCCCGCGUACCACCCGAGGACGACGACUACCCCGAUGACGAUGAAUCCAAGGAUGUUAAUCAUCGUAAACGUCAAGGUGAGCGUCCCGAUGUACCCUCCCGUGCCCCGAGCUCGGUCGACAGCUACCCGACCGUUACCGACGAACUAUCCCUCGACUCCUCGAAUGCUUUGCGUCAACUCGAGUCCUUGUCGCAGGGUCGCAUGAUGGGUCCAUUGACGGCUCCAGGGAGGGACAUACAAGCUGCAUCGAGGCCUGGCAGAGUCUCUAUCAGCCCUUCCGCCAGUCCAACCACGAUCCAGGACAACAUAAUGGACAACUGCUCACGUGGUUCGCGUUCAUCCAGCGGCUCGCCAGCGGCUAUGGAUACGGACAAUAGUUUGAUCACUUACGCGAGGUACGAGAAUGGUGGCUUUGUCAGUACACAAGAGGUGCCACUUGAUCGGGAAAAUCCACGGAGGUGUACAGCAUGCGGUAAAGUCUUCCAGAAUCAUUUCGGGGUGAAGACGCACUACCAAAAUGUCCACCUCAAAUUGAUGCAUCGUUGCAGUGUUGACGGGUGCAAUGCUGCUUUUCCAUCGAAGAGAUCGCGCGACCGACAUUCAGCUAAUCUCAAUCUCCAUAGGAAGCUGCUGUCGACCUCCUCGAGUCCGCCAUUGUCGGCGAGCCUUCCGUCAAGCUUAUCGCCGAGGAUUGAGGAGAGCCAGUUGAAUCCUCUCCUUCACAAUGACUUCCUGGCGAGGCUCUACGCCGACGCCGGGAUUGGCGCCCUUGGAGGGUAUCCUCUGUCCUCAGCCGUAGAUCUUGCUGCGAGAAUACCACCGCCUCAUCUACUCCUACCACCCCAUCUCGGCGGCUUCCCUGGGCUCUCGUCCUUUGCCAGUCAUCUCGCUGGCCUCAACGGUCUCACCCACCAACACUUCAGCCAACUCAAUCAUCUCAGCAGACUUGGCCACGAACACGAACAGCAGCCAACGUCACCCAUGUCAGGGCCGACGUCACCGGUGCGAUCACCAAGUCCCAGUGAUGAACGUAAUGAGCAAGUUAGGUGUAAUGUACCCGGAUGUGAUAGAGUCUUCGGUUCGCGGGCAGUGCGCGAUGCUCAUUCGCGUGAUCCUCAGGCCCACAGGGACCUGUCGACCAUAUCGACGAGCAGCUCGUGACCGACAUCACCGUAUCCGCUCGCGAUCACACGACGCGGCUACGAGUCUUUCCCGUGAUUCCAAAAACAUUUUCGUUGGCUAAAUUAUUUAUCACACGAGGGUUGAGAUUUCACUGCAUGUCCGUCUGGUCUAUUGCCAUCUUGGAGGUGUUUAGUUCUACUCGAACGAUUCAUCAGUCAUACACGGAGAGAAAUUUUUGAGAACAAUUAUCCUACACUGAGAGAACAAUGACAAAGCUCUCAAACGAGUCUUACUUGUGCCAAGAAAAUAGUUUCUU
Messenger RNA from Diachasma alloeum, 5158 nucleotides. RefSeq names its product zinc finger protein basonuclin-2. The transcript is spliced from 5 exons. The record is from RefSeq and is a predicted model, not a curated record. Gene Ontology annotation, cellular component: nucleus. Gene Ontology annotation, biological process: regulation of DNA-templated transcription. Lineage: Eukaryota; Metazoa; Arthropoda; Insecta; Hymenoptera; Braconidae. The coding region runs from base 1 to 4881 and encodes 1626 amino acids.